Molecule: messenger RNA, 3139 nt
Organism: Hippoglossus stenolepis (Pacific halibut)
Lineage: Eukaryota; Metazoa; Chordata; Actinopteri; Pleuronectiformes; Pleuronectidae
Gene: ap3m2
Product: adaptor related protein complex 3 subunit mu 2
Exons: 9
Coding region: 120-1376 (418 amino acids)
Biological process (GO): intracellular protein transport; endocytosis
Cellular component (GO): clathrin adaptor complex; cytoplasmic vesicle
Source: RefSeq, a predicted model, not a curated record
GGCUCCUCUCAUCAGGAUCUGCCUCAGCGAACCGGAAGCAGCGGCUCAGUGGCUCAUUGGGGAAAAACGGUGAAAGGCGAGAAGUGAACGUAGAGCAACAUUCCUCGCCUCCAGCCAAAAUGAUCCACAGCCUGUUCCUCAUAAACGCCUCAGGGGACAUUUUCCUGGAGAAGCACUGGAAGAGCGUGGUCAGCCGCUCAGUGUGCGACUACUUCUUUGAGGCACAGGAGCGCGCCACCGAGCCAGAGAACGUCCCUCCAGUGAUCUCUACGCCGCACCACUACCUUAUCAGUGUGCUCAGGCAUCGUAUCUACUUCGUGGCGGUCAUCCAGAGCGAAGUGCCGCCGCUCUUCGUCAUCGAGUUUCUGCACAGAGUUGUCGACACAUUCCAGGACUAUUUUGGAGUGUGUACAGAGGCUGCCAUUAAGGACAAUGUGGUAGUGGUGUAUGAACUACUGGAGGAGAUGCUGGAUAAUGGCUUCCCACUGGCCACAGAGUCUAACAUCCUCAAAGAGCUCAUUAAGCCCCCCACCAUCCUCCGCACUAUGGUCAACACCAUCACGGGCAGCACCAAUGUGGGUGAACAGCUCCCUACAGGCCAGCUGUCCGUGGUGCCAUGGCGACGCACUGGGGUCAAAUACACAAACAACGAAGCUUAUUUUGAUGUGGUGGAGGAGAUUGAUGCAAUCAUCGAUAAAUCAGGCUCCACAAUAACAGCAGAAAUCCAGGGAGUUAUUGAUGCCUGUGUAAAGCUGACGGGGAUGCCUGACCUCACCCUGUCAUUUAUGAAUCCUCGGCUGCUGGAUGAUGUCAGCUUCCACCCGUGUGUUCGGUUCAAGCGGUGGGAGGCCGAGCGGAUCCUCUCCUUCAUCCCCCCAGAUGGAAACUUCCGGUUGCUCUCAUAUCACGUCAGCUCUCAGAAUCUGGUGGCAAUCCCAGUGUACGUCAAGCACAACAUCACCUUCCGCGAGGGAAGCUCUCAGGGACGUUUUGAUUUGACCCUGGGCCCCAAACAGACCAUGGGUAAGUCUGUGGAGUCGGUCCUGGUCAGCAGCCAGCUGCCCCGUGGAGUCCUCAACGCCAACCUCAACUCCUCCCAGGGAACACAUACCUUCGACCCAGUCACAAAGAUGUUGACUUGGGAUGUUGGUAAGAUCAACCCACAGAAGCUUCCCAGUCUGAAAGGUACCAUGAGUCUGCAGCCCGGAGCCUCCAAACCCGACGAGAACCCCACCAUCAACAUCCAGCUCAAGAUCCAGCAGAUGGCCAUCUCAGGACUUAAGGUUAAUCGACUGGACAUGUACGGUGAGAAGUACAAACCUUUCAAAGGCAUCAAGUACAUGACGAAGGCUGGCAAGUUCCAGGUCCGGACAUGAAGACUCCUGCUCAGUGACAACUGGACCAAACCACAAUAAGACAGAGGGGUUACGUGUUGGGGGAAGGGGAGUUGGUACAUACCCUGUGUAUAUGCUUUUCAGGAUUCACCUACACCAACUGGAGGGUCCUUGUAGCAGAUGAAAAUGGGCCAUUUCACAUAGAAACGUGAAUUAAAAGCAUCAAAUGUCCAGAAAACAGGUUAAACAAAUGUUUAUAAAAAUAAAAAAACAUUUCUAUCUGAACUGAACCCAGGGCAAACCCAGCUGAUCACAAUGUGCUGUAUAUUACUCCUGAAUAAGAAUUUCCCUUUAUAAUUUUAAUCCUGAGCUCAAAUCAAACCCAAGCAGUUCCAAGUUUCAAUUCAGGCGUAAGUUAAAAAUGCAUUUCAAGCUCUCACUAACAAUCUGCUGCUGUCCUGUUUCAGCCUCGAAAGUGAUCCGUCCUCCACUUGUCCACUAUUUCGUUAGCCGUAAUGUUUGUCUGGAUCGAUGAGUGCAGGUGAUUAUUAUUUGCACACCAAACAAGAGAUAUUAGAUAUUGGACCAAUAGUAAAUCAAAACAGAGCUCCCCAGUCAUAAAUUCUGAUAGCAUGAGUUACAUAGUAUGAUUAAAAUUACAGUAUUUCCCCAUAGGUCAAAAGACCCCUGCAAGAUGAAACAAUAUCUUUGUCUUACAGCACAGUAAUACACCAAACUAAGUCAGGAAACUGUUGAUUGGCUGGAUGUGCUCUAACGACUGACACCUUUUGUUCCAAAUCAAAUUAAAAUUUCCAUUUCUUUCUCCCACAUUUCACAGAAUAGAGCUACUAUGAUCAUCUGCGUUCAAACACUUUCCAUUGUGAACUGCUUGUGAAACUUACUAACAUGUGUCUUACCCUCCUGUGUGAUUACUUCCCCAUCGUUCCUCUGUUUUCUGUUUGCCCUGUUCCUGCGCUCUUUUCCGCGUCACAAUGAUUUGAUGAUUUUAUGUCUGUAGCACUGGAGCCAGCUCACUACUGUAUGAGAAUGUGACACUAGAGGCAUCCUUGAUUAUGCACUAUCUGCUGGUACUAACAUUUCAUUUUAAUGCAGGUGACAGGACAGUAGAGCGACUAAAGCUGUUUAUUAACAUGACUGUUUCUGGGAGAUUUCCAGGCCCGUGUUCACCUGUUUUAUUCAAAUAAAAUUGUUAUUUAUUAAAGUAAACAAAUGAUUUGCUAAAUUAAUAUUAUUGUGUUUCCAUUCCCUGCAGUCCAUCAUCAGCUUUAACUCUAUAGAAACUUGUUAUUUUAAAUGUGUUAUGGCCAAACACCAGAUUUAGUUUUCAACAUAUCCAUCAUAAAGAUUCUUCACCCUCUCAGUUUGAUGCCUAACACUAUGAUUAUCCAAAAUGUUUUUUCCAGUGCAUAAAAACAGUAUAAUGUGCAUCAUAAUAUCUAUUUGUAAAGAUCUUGUAAACACAAAAUUAUGAAUGUCGCCAUGGCAACUGGGAUAAAUCGCAUAAACCGCUCCAAGAGUCAGGUAAUAAGUAUGCGUGCCGCUGGGUCUCUGCUGAAAUCAGCUCAUAUUCAUCAUAUUCAAGCCUCGCAGGUCACAGAGGUUGAUGGUUGCAAAUAGAAUGUGAUAUGUGAGCAACUCUACACCAACAGAAAUAUGAAACUGUGUUAUAGAACAAUGACAGGUCACUCAGAGGAAAUGUUGAUGGUUUGUGUUUUGUCUGUUUGCUUAACAGCCUCCAGGGGAGUGUUAUACUUGUGUAAAAAUAAAGAUUUGAUGUGUUGUAA